Messenger RNA from Anolis carolinensis (green anole), 756 nucleotides. It is a transcript of the gene mrps16, whose product is annotated as mitochondrial ribosomal protein S16. Gene Ontology annotation, biological process: mitochondrial translation. Gene Ontology annotation, cellular component: mitochondrial small ribosomal subunit; ribosome. NCBI's taxonomy places the organism in Eukaryota, Metazoa, Chordata, Lepidosauria, Squamata, Anolidae. Gene Ontology annotation, molecular function: structural constituent of ribosome. The coding region runs from base 148 to 546 and encodes 132 amino acids. The transcript has 3 exons. The record is from RefSeq and is a predicted model, not a curated record.
UGGGGGAGCAUUCUACGCAUGCGCAGUGAGUUCAACAUGGCUGCCUUUGCCUCGAGGUUGUAAUUCGAGGUCUCUGGUCUGCUUGAAAGUAACUUCUCGACAGAGAAGACGAAUUAGGAAUAUCUAAUUACUUCUCUUCCCUCCAUUAUGGUUCAAUUGGGGCGGCCCCUCUUGAAGCAGUACUACAACCUCCACGUCGUCAUCCGCUUUGCCCUCGGGGGCUGCGCCAACAGGCCGUACUAUCGGAUCGUUGCCGCGCACAACAAGCGGGCCCGGGAUGGCAAGUACUUGGAGCAGGUCGGCUGCUACGACCCGCUCCCCAAUGACCACGGGGAGAAGAUCGUGGGCUUGAACAUCGAGCGGAUCAAAUACUGGAUCGCCAGCGGGGCCCUCCUCAGCAAACCUAUGGAAAAACUUUUAGGGCUGUCUGGGUUCUUUCCUCUCCAUCCCAUGACCAUCACAAAUGCGGAAAGAGCGAAGAGGCGAAGAGCCCGGGAGGCCGAAAGGGCUGCUGCGGAGGAAGAGCCGGUUGCCAUCAAAGAGUGAAACCCAAAUGGACAUUUGCAAAGAACUUUCCGUAUCCGCUCAAAGGGCAGAAGUGCUGCAGGAGACUCAGUUCCCGGAGUUUGAAGAGUUGUAGUACUUUAUUACAACGAGGAUUUAAAACAGUUUGAUUCUUCACUGGACGGUUCUGUGUACAUUUCUGCAGAUUGUGAAAUACUAAAAAGGAUAUUAAAAACGGGACACUUGAGAUUA